Molecule: messenger RNA, 1833 nt
Organism: Leptosia nina
Lineage: Eukaryota; Metazoa; Arthropoda; Insecta; Lepidoptera; Pieridae
Source: the annotation of a GenBank genome assembly
AUGGCAGCCACUGACGGGCAAGUCGUGGUCGCAGCGUCGCGCUGGUCUGAUGAGGGCCAUUACCUUCGAGAGUUUGUCAUCAAGAACAGACUACCAAACGUAGCUAAAAUAAUUAAAGGGCAGUAUGGAGGCCUUGGAGUACCGACAUUACCUAGUCCAGGUUUACAGAGCACAGCGCUUAUUGUUUCAGCGGGAAAGAGAAAGAAAAUCAUAGCUCAAGCCAUCAAAUUAAAAGAAGGACGUCGAAUGGUCAGUGUUGGGCCGCGAAUUGCCAUUCCUGAUUCUUAUAAGGGUUACUUUGAACUUCUUAGUGAAGAAGGGCGGGCUGUGAGAUGUAUAGAGUCUGUAGCUGAAUUAGCGAGGCGCAAAUUAGAGGACGGGUGCUUAGUGAGGGAGGCUGUCAGAGUUAUUUGUGCUAAAGUUGAUUUAGAUGGUAAUAUAACCGCUGACGGUGCGAGAAAUUUACCAGCUGGAGAGAUUAUAAUGCCUAAAGGCGACGUGUUUCUGGGAAAAAACAAAUAUUUGAAAUGCACUGACACAAAAGGUGAUACUGUAUUGCUAAGUUUAGACCAACGAGGAAAAUUUUCAGCUGUUGCUAAAGAAGAAAAUAUUAGCGGAGUACAUACAGCGAAGACACUGUUGACUAAACGAUUGCCGAUAACGGUAAGAUUAGUGCAUGGAUCACCGCCUAGAGGCUUGAAAAGUGCAAAUCAUUUUCUGCCAGAGCUUCGACUGCUAUCUAUUUUUGAAGAAGACCACGUAUUUGCUCUGCCUUUACAAAAGGAAGGCAAUUCCCUCAUUGCAUUACCCUUGGCGGCACCAUUAAAAAUGCUACGUUGCAAGAACGAGGAACAGAUCAAAAAUUUCAUGGAGUUCUCUCGAUUAGUAGAAAAAUGUAAUAGAUUGCUAGUAGAUGUUGUAGAUAGAAUUCAAGUCUUAGAUGGAAAACUUGGUGAUCCUAAAAGGCUCCUGAGUGCGCCCCUACACGCACCACCUUUGAUAAAAACAGGAUAUUUCUUGAGACGAAGUGCAUCCUCCGACUCGGCGAAUCAUCACAAACACAUGAACAAACAUAACCACAUCUACAGCAGUCAUCGAGAUGAGAAUAGCAUUCCUGAUGAAUACGACGAGAUCGAUCAAAUCUAUGACUAUGUAAGAGGUUUCGCUCCGCUUCCGAAAAAUAUUAAAGCCUCCUAUUCCAAUGAAAUAUCACGACACGAUUCUGCGCCAUCAUCUCCAGCACCGACGCCAAUUCACAUGCCCCUAAUAACCGAAAUAAAACCAGAACCACCACCUAUAGAGACCAUUCCAACCAAGAAACCAUUGAAUCAAAAAGCUGAAAAGCGAUCACGUAAAACUGCCAUUAACCCUCCAGUUAAGGAGAAAGUCUUAGCGCCAGUACCGAAUUUACCCAAGCUCUACAUUAAAAAUAAUGUAAGUAAUAACAAGAAUAGAAUGCUAUUCAGCCAAAAGAGUCAUUCGCCCACCAAGGAGGCACCUAGUCCCGUUACUAGUCCAGCGCGACCAUUAUCGAAGGGCGAUUCGCCUAUUUUCAACAUACGCUAUAAGAGCUUAUCAAACAUCCACCAAUCUAUGGAAUUGGACGGAACGUUGGAUUCCAGCCACUCGGGCGGAAGGACUUCUGGUGAUUCUGGGAACGGUCCAAAAUUACCAGAGAAAAGGUCCAGAAAGCUAAGCAGACCGAAGUCUUUGACGAAUUUAGUUUGGGAGCUGAAGGCUCGGGACGAAGUUGUCCCUCGGAGCGCAGAAGAGAGUUCCGACGUUGUAUUUGUAAUUACUACGGUCCCCGUUGUCAGAAGAAAAGACUCGUAA